Molecule: messenger RNA, 693 nt
Organism: Scomber scombrus (Atlantic mackerel)
Lineage: Eukaryota; Metazoa; Chordata; Actinopteri; Scombriformes; Scombridae
Gene: pdca
Product: phosducin a
Exons: 5
Coding region: 127-693 (188 amino acids)
Biological process (GO): regulation of G protein-coupled receptor signaling pathway
Source: RefSeq, a predicted model, not a curated record
CAGGAAGAAGAUGAUAUACCUGCCAAUCACACAGGUCCAAAAGGUGUAAUUAAUGACUGGCGAAGGUUUAAGUUGGACAGUGUGGAACAGACUGCUCCUCAACGCAAGCGAGAGCUGCUCAGACAAAUGUCCACUCCAAGAGAGGAUGACAAGGAGAGACUCAACAGAAAGAUGAGUGUUCAGGAGUAUGAACUGAUCCAAGAGGAGGAUGAACAUUGCCUGAAACGUUACAGAAAACAGUGUAUGCAGGAAAUGCACGACCGCCUAAGUUUCGGUCCUAAGUUUGAAGGCAUCUACGAGCUCGACAGCGGAGAGGCUUUUCUGGAAGUCAUAGAGAAGGAGCAUCGUUUGACUGUAGUGGUAGUCCACAUUUACGAGAACGGUGUCAAAGGCUGUGAACAGUUGAACUCAUGUCUGGACUGUCUGGCUUCAGAGUACUCUACCGUUAAGUUUUGUCGUAUUGAUGCUGUGGCAACAGGCGCAGCUGAGCGCUUCUCCUCUGAGGUCCUUCCUGCCCUGCUGGUGUACAAGGCUGGUGAGCUAGUUGGCAAUUUCCUGUCUGUUACCAAACGCUUCACUGAAGAGUUCUUUGCGACGGACGUGGAGGGAUUUCUCAACGAAUACGGUCUCUUACCCGAGAAGGAUUUCGCAGCGUGUGUAGAUGAUGAAGACGAGGGAGGGGACGUAGAAUAG